Molecule: messenger RNA, 1227 nt
Organism: Rubroshorea leprosula
Lineage: Eukaryota; Viridiplantae; Streptophyta; Magnoliopsida; Malvales; Dipterocarpaceae
Source: the annotation of a GenBank genome assembly
ACCACCAAAAACCUCUCCCCCAAGAAGAUUCUCGCAAAGCAUUCCACAGUCUACACCGCCCCAGUCUCUCUGUUUUGGCUUUUACCCUUUCAUCAACACAAUCACCGACUCUCUGUAGUAGCUCCCAUGGCGGAUUUACUCAUACAUUCAAGAUCCUGCAUUUAAACAGCCUCUCUCACAGAUAUUUUAUUCGAAUUCGUCAGUUUGAUUUAGAACACAAAAUUGGAAAUCCGUCGAUCGUUGUCUUUGAUUGAUGUUACCAAGUCUUGCCUCAAUUCAAUUAGGCAAGUGAGUUUGUUUUCAACCAUUUGUGCCGCAUCACAGUCCUUCCUAAUGCAGCUUUAGAAUUAGAGCAAAGAUCAAUCAGAAGAGGCGGAAAGAACUGGAGCAAUCAUUUCUAACCAUGUUUUAUAUAUACAUAUAUUGUAUCACAUGUAUUUGACCCACAGUAUCGUACACCUAUUCUCCCAUCAGCUCCCUUCCUCACUGCAUUCCUCUUCCAUAGGCUGGAGCAACGACUGGGGUCAAAAAAGAUUGGAAGUGGAGGAUGAAGCUCAUUGGAAGAGGCUGUCAAAAAGCGUGGUGAAAGAGAGGAUUUUGGGGACUUAGGGGGGCAGGCGGAAUUGGAUUUAGGAAGAAUAAGGUGAGGGAGAUAGUGAUUUUAUGAAUUGGUAGUUCUAGGAAAACUACCCUGGCUACUGAGGUUUGCGGAGAUAAUGAAAUUUGAAUUAAGUUUUCAAUUUUGCUUCUAUUUCAAUGUUUUAGUGGCGGCCAAGGGAAGUUAAGUUUAAUUCUAAAGGAGAGGAAGAGGAAUUCGAGGGGAGAGGUCAGAGGAUCUUAAUUUUCAGUAACCAGCUCUAAUCUUAUAUUUUUCUUCCAUCCAAUUACAGUUUAGAAAAGAGAAAUAGGGUGUUAGUUUGAAAGAGUAAGCAAGAUGAUGCUCCUCCUAAAGGAAUGCAUUUUAUAAUUCAAAAGGUAACCAAAUUGAAUUCAAAGGUGGGUUUUUGAUUUGCUAUCUAGGUUUGGAAUUUCAUUCAUCAAUCUAUGUUCUUAAUGGGGUCUUUUGCAUUUCUUUCUUCUUCAAGAGUUGCAAAUUUUAAUCGAGGGGACUUGAUGGUUUUUCCUCUUGGUUUUGCAAAUUUUAAUCUUUUAAGCUUUUCUUUGCAGAUAUACAGAAUGGCUGGAUCAGAUGAGAGGGGUGAUUGAACCUGUAGAAGCUCAAGGUAA